UUUCAGCCAUCAAAAGCUGCUUGAUAAUUUUGUUGAAGUUUAUUCUUCAAUUAUUUUUCUGGUGAAAGGUUGUCUGACUUAUUGGCUAUUUUAUUUCAGAAUCAAUAUCUUGUUUGAAAAUAUUUUCAGCUUCUUCAAGAUAGCUGAAUUCUACAGUUUUGUAGAAGCUGAAUCAAAGGAAAAUGCCUGAACGACAUGAAGUUGUGAUAUCCGGGGUUGGAGGUAUAUUCCCAGAAUGUGACAGCAUUGAUGAAUUGAAGAAGAAACUCUUCGAGAAUAUCAGCCUAGUUACUGAUGACGAUCGAAGAUGGCCUCGUGGUGAGCUGGGAGUACCAAGUGCCAUAGGAAAAGUCAAAUCAAAAGACCAAUUCGAUGCUAAUUUCUUCGGAAUCCAUAGGAAAUUAUGUGAGAAUUUGGAUCCUCUGACUAGACUAUCUAUGGAAAGAGCUUAUGAAGCCAUAGUAGAUGCAGGUGUGAAUCCUACUGAGCUGAAUGGCUCGAAUACAGCAGUGAUGAUGGCUUCCUGCAUCAGUGAGACUGAAUUCCUGACCAUAUUCGACACGAAGCGACAAGGUUUCGGUAUUCUAGGUCACAACAGGUCCAUGCAGGCUAAUCGGCUCUCAUACAUUCUCAAUCUAACUGGGCCCAGUUUCUGUGUGGAUAGCACUUGGAUCGGGGGCAUGGAGUGCCUACAGCAGGCGUUCAACUUGGUGGCCGACGGUCAUUGCAACUCUGCUCUGGUCGGCAUUGCCAAUCUCACGCUCUAUCCCAACAUCUCCCUGCAGUAUGUCGGCAUGGGAAAACUCAGCACUGAUGGGUGCACACGCUCCUUCAGUGAAGAUGCCGACGGGUACACUCGAUCCGAAGCAGUGGUGGUGCUUUACCUGCAACGUAAGCAGGACGCUAAGCGUUCGUACGGCACCCUGGUGGGGGUGUCGUCGACCAACCUGGGGGAGCGACCUGGUGCCUACCUGCAGUCCCCCACGCCGGAUGCGUUCAGGACGUUCCUCAGUGACACCUACCGCAAAGCCAACGUGGAUCCCACACUCAUAUCAUACCUGGAAGCUGAUGGCAGUGGGUUACCGGCUGUUGACGCAUACGAAUUGAAUGUCUGUGAUGAGGUUUUGUGCAAGAACCGCAAAGACCCUCUGCUAAUUGGGUCGAUAAAAAGUAACAUCGGGCACACUGAGGCAUCUUCUUGUCUGGUUGCAAUUGUCAAGGCAUUGAUUGCUAUGGAUCACGACAUCAUACCUCCCAAUCUCAACUAUUCGUCUCCUAACCCGAAAAUACCUGCCCUGGUCGAGCAAAGAAUGAAGGUUGUAACCGAGGCCACACCCUUGGAAGGAGACUACGUGGCUGUGAACUCCAUGUCUUUGACUGGCUCGGUGUCUCAUGUCAUACUCAAGAAAAAUCCCAAACGAAAAGUGAGAGCCGAUAUACAGAAUAACUUCAAGGAUGGAGUGCCUAGACUGUUCAUGGCUUCUGCGAGAGAUGAAUUUGGCAUGAACAAGAUUUUUGACAUGGUAGAAAGUGGCCCCCUCGAUGAAGAAUACUUCUAUCUGGCGAACGAUGUUUUCAGUAAAGACAUACAGGGGCAUCUCUUCCGAGGAUAUACAGUUUUGCCGAAAACAGAAAAUUCCCAAAGGAAUUCUAUGGAAGUUGGCGGUGGAAAGCAACGACCAAUCUGGUUCAUUUUCUCGGGCAUGGGAUCACAGUGGUCGGCGAUGGGUCGAUCUCUGUUGCAGUUCCCCGUUUUCGCUGCAGCCAUGCACAAAUGCCAGGCAGCUCUUAAGCCGAAGGGCAUCGACCUCAUCAACAUCCUCUCCAGUGACGAUCCAGCCGUCCUCGAAAACGUUCUCAACUGUUUUGUUGGAAUCGCUGCUGUUCAGAUUGGAUUGGUGGACCUGCUGUACGCGAUGGGCAUCAAACCAGAUGGCAUCGUGGGUCACUCAGUGGGUGAAUUGGGCUGCGCCUACGCCGAUGGUUGCUUCACUGUUGAGGAGACCAUUCUGUGUGCGCAUGCCCGGGGGCGUGCCUCCCUCGAAACAAAUCUCAUCAAGGGCGUGAUGGCUGCUGUUGGUAUGGGCUACCAGCAGAUCAAGGACGAGCUGCCAGCGUCGAUCGAGGUGGCUUGCCACAAUUCGGCAAGUAGCUGCACGCUGUCUGGUCCCGCCGCUGACAUGGAGGCAUACAUCCAGCAGCUCAAGGACCGCAAGGUGUUCGCCAAGCUCGUCAAUGUUGCCAACAUCGCAUACCACAGCCGGUACAUUGCGCCGGCUGCUCCUACACUGCUCAACUACCUCAAAGAGGUGAUAGUUGCGCCGAAAAAGCGUUCGUCGAAAUGGAUCAGCAGUUCGGUGCCGGAAGCGGAGUGGGAGGGAGGCCUGGCGCAAUGGAGCUCCCCCGAGUACCACACCAACAACCUGUUGAAACCGGUUCUGUUCGAGGAGGCGAGCGCGCACAUCAAGAAGGACGCCAUCUGCAUUGAGAUUGCGCCGCAUGGUCUGUUGCAGGCCAUCCUCAAGCGGAUGUCCAGCAACGGGUGCACCAACAUUCCGCUCACGUUGCGUGGCCACAAGGAUGGUGCUAGGUUCUUCUUGGAGGCUGUUGGCAAGAUGUAUUUGAAUGGACUUCUACCAGAUGUGAAGAAACUGUAUCCUAGUAUUGAGUUUCCAGCAUCUCGUGGCACACAGCCGCUUUGCGAACUUAUUACCUGGGAUCAUUCUGAAAUCUGGGCUUCAGCUGCAUCCGCCAACGUUAUAAAUAUAUUGCCUGGAUUGAGGAAUAUUCGUGUGGAUCUCAACAACAUAAAACAUCAUUUCUUCCUUGACCACAAGAUCAACGACAGAUGGAUUUUGCCAGAGGCUGCUCAUUUGUAUUUCGCUUGGGAGACUUUGAUGCUACUGGCGAAAGAAUUCUCAUUCGAUAAAACAGUGAUUUUUGAGAAUAUCAGAUUCCAUGAAAUGGCUGUAAUCGAUGCAAAAACCACUGUGCUCGAAGUGAACAUUCUUCUUCAGAUUGGCAGUGGAAAUUGGGAACUUCUAAUCAAUGAUAAAAUAACAGCCACCGGAUGUGUCAGGGAGGCUCAUGAGGUUUAUGACAACGUUGAUGAUUAUUUUCUUGAAGAAGACUUGCUAGAGUUCCAUGAAACCGGAAAUGACGUCAAGCUUGAUAAGAAGGACGUCUAUGAAAUACUGGGAAAUGUUGGAUUUUCACUGAGAGGUGGAUUUGAAUCGAUUCAAAGCGUGGUUCUGAAUGAGAAAGGAGUGAAGAGUUCCAUCGUAUUCUCAGACAAUUGGACUCAAUUUUUGGAUGGUAUCAUGAAAAUUGCCACUUUUGGAAAAAUAGAAGCUGAUAAUAAACUAUACAUGCCGACCGCAAUCCAAAAGCUUAUUGUUAAAGCUGAUAAGAUCAGAGAUGGCCAAGUUGUCGAUAUAAUCAUGGACUAUCAUACAAAUCGAAUUUCUUGUCCUGCCUUGAAAGUUUUUGGUAUUCAAUCUGAACAAGUGACGGUUGAACCAUUAUCAGACAUCAAUUUACGACUUGAUGAGUACAGAUUUGUGCCGCAUUUCAAUUCUUCUACUAAGGGUGUUGAACAGCUAUUAACAGUAUCGAUGCAAUUAGCUCUGGAGAACUGCAUCUCUCACCAAAAUGUGAAUUAUGAGUUGGAAAUUAUUGUCCUGGAUGAUAAGAGCAGAAUCAACCAUCUCAUUCCUAAAAUUGAGGAAGCUGUUCACGGAAAGUCCAAUCUCAAGAUUAAAAUAUUACCAGCAUCUCGACCUCUGGAUGAGCUUUUGGAGAACAAAACGAAACCUUCAUCGCUACUCAUUAUAACAGCUGAAAAUUCACUGAAAAACUCGUUGGAUAUCCUGCAGAAACAUCAAGAAUGUCACGUGCUGGCGUUUGUAGCUUCUCAGAAUGAUCUCAUACGGAAAUCCAACUGCAAAGUGCUGUAUCAGCAACAAGUUGCUAACGACAAUAUUGUACUUCUGAAAAAGACUAUCAAACCAGAGACACGAUCGUGGUCUGUCAUACACGCUUCUAAUCCCAACUGGUUAUCUGAAUUGGCUUUCCUCAGAUCGUCUUCCUCAUACUCCAAUUCCAACCAUGUUAUUUAUCUGGUGGUUGACGAGGAACAGCACACGGGAAUACCUGCAUUCAUAAAAAGUGUUGAACAAUCUUAUUCGAAGAGUAACCAGAUAAGGUACUUCAUACUGCAUGACACAAAAUGUCCCAAGUUCACGCCGAAUCUGCCAUUCUAUUCGGAACAAGUCAGUCUGGACUUGAAAAUCAACGUGUACAAAGAUGGUCAAUGGGGCAGCUACAGGAGAUUCAAGUUGGCCGAUGAUGUGAAGCCUGAAUUGCAAGUUGAUCCGUCUUUCACAGCUCUUUCUACUCUCAGUACUGAUGAAAUCGACCUCCACUACUUGGGAUUCAAUGGCAAGGAUCUAUCGGCUUCUCCCAACAACUUUUCGUUAGAGUUGGGUCACUUGGAUUACUCAGGAGCCAAUUCGAAAGGAGAGCGAGUGAUGGGUCUCUCUCCGCAUCAGAGUGGGAUGACAAAACUACAGCCUGACCCAAUUCUCAAGUGGAACAUCCCGGCUUCAUGGAGCUUUGAAGAGGCAGCCACUGUACCACUGGCUUACACUAUGGCCUAUUAUUCUCUAAUCGAAAUAGCAAGACUGACUCCCAAACGGAAGGUUCUGAUACACUGUGGAUACACUCCAAUCGGAAUGGCAGCUCUAUCAAUUGCUGUGAAGGAGCAGUGCACCAUAUUCACCACCUACUCCAAUGAUGAACAAGCUAAGCUUAUUCUCAAGAAAUUCCCCUCUAUAAACAGACAACACUUAUUCCAAGAAAACGAAAACUUCGACAUUCAAAUCAACAUUAUUACGAAAGGAUCAGGUGUUGACAUUGUGUUGAAUCUCAGUGAGAGCAAAAUUUCUGCUUCAUUGGAAUGUCUUGGUCAAUACGGAAGAUUCUUGCAUUUGGGUCAGAACAAAAAGGAACUGAAAUCUUCAAUUGGAAUGUUCGUCUUUCUGAAAGCGAUAUCUGUGUUUGGAGUGAAUGGGAACAGUCUCUUUGAAUACCCUGACAGUAUGAAAGAGAAGCUGAGAAAUUUGAUACAGGCGGGAAUUGAAGAUGGAACAGUCAAACCUUUGGAUAGAGUUGUUACCCAGGGUCCAUGCACUGAUAAAGAUGCUUCUGAAAUGAUAAGGGCUUCUAUUACGAAUAAUUCGUGGAAGAAGAUUGAGCAUUGUAUUAAACCAGAGAAGUCCAAAAAAUCGGUUAACUCUCUGGUUAAUAAGUUCUCCUGUAAUCGGAGUCGUAGUUACAUUGUUGUGGGUGGUGCAUCUUCUUUAUUCCUGGAUAUUAUAACUUGGUUGGUGAAAAGAGGAGCUAAAAAGCUGGUUAUUAUCAACCAGCAGAGCAUGAGUACAGUUUCAAAUAGGAGGUUGGAUCUACUGAUGUCGGAGUACAGUGACUUGAUGGUCGAAAAAAUCUCAGCCGAUCAAAUAAAAUCGGUGAAAGAAGCACAAAAUAUUAUCUGCAAAGCCAUCACUCUAGGACCUGUUGAUGGUGCCUUUUUCGUUGCAUUGAAUGAGAAAACCGAUCUGAUCAACUACUUUGACCGAGCGACGCGGAACUUGUGCCCCAACAUGUCGCAUUUCGUGUGUGUGCUGUGUGGUGGAGGCAUGUUGUGCGACAUCCGACGCGAGUGUCGUCUGGCCGGAGUGGCGCUGCACUGUGAGAAGCCAAAACUGCACACUGCGCAAGUGAUCUGCGCAUUGGACAAAGCCAUCUCCACCAACAGUGUCAGCCAGAUUCUGUUGACUGAGUGCAGUUCGGAUUCUACCUCAGAAGACAGCAAGUCGUUCAUCCGUCACUUGUCGUGGCACUUACCGAGUUCCACCGAGGAACUACUGUCAUUCGGCAAACAGCUGACCUCCACCCAAGCCAGGUUCGAAGAGAUCUGCACGCUGAGUCCUCGCUACUCCAAGACCAAGGGAACUUCGCCCGUCUUCUUCAUUCCUGGCUUCAAACCGAACCAGUUCAGGAAGAUGAUUUCGAGGCUCGUCUAUCCGGCGUUCAUUGCUCGGUUACCGGCUGAAAUAUCUUCGGUACAGGAGGUGGCUGAGGAACUUGUCAAGAACUUGAAAAGCAUCCGAACGUCUGUAUGCUACACAUUCAUAGCGUCUGGUUGGGGAGGGCUGUUGGCUUUGAAGAUGGUGAGCCUGUUGGAGAGAGAGGGAAUUCUGGCCACGGUGAUGAUGAUCGAUGCUUCACCUGAUUCAAUCCUCAAGUGGACAUCCUCCUUCAAGGAUGACAUGGAAGCAAAACUCAUCAACAGAUACUUCUCUUUGACCAAUGAGGAACAACUCAAACUUGGAAGCCUCAAAGAUUGGAACAUGGUGUUGAGUGGUCUCUCUGAUAAAGUGCUGAAAAACGUUAACGACAUGGAUAAAAUGAAACUAGCGUUGACUGCGUUGAGGAACAGAAUUCAACUUUUCAAUGAUCAGAGUACACCUGAACCUCUCAAAGAUGCCAUUCUGCUCGCCUACAAACCCUUUGAAACCAACAUCAGCAGUUCUCUAUCAAACUUGAAAAAUCUGUGCAAAAACGUGAUCACAGUCUCCAUAAGUGAGAAAACUGAUUUGCAAAGCAUGGUAGAUGAUGAGGACUUUAUCAAAGAGAUAAAUACCAAUGUACAGUUUGAGUAUCCCGAUGCUAUUAUUAAGCCAGAGACUGUGAAAACUUUAUCCUCAUUGGUUAAGGUUUAUUCUAUAAGACGUGGUAAUUAGACUCACUUGUCAUACUCUAGGUAGAGUUUGAUUUAGUUGUUUGUUGAAAGAUUGUCUGAUCUGAAAGAAAGUGACUCUGUAAAAACGUAGUUUGUAGCAAUAAAAAUAAUUCGGCUCAAUUGAAGAUUGAUAA
Messenger RNA from Nilaparvata lugens (brown planthopper), 6936 nucleotides. RefSeq names its product fatty acid synthase. Gene Ontology annotation, molecular function: fatty acid synthase activity; oxidoreductase activity. The coding region runs from base 183 to 6803 and encodes 2206 amino acids. The transcript has 36 exons. Gene Ontology annotation, biological process: fatty acid biosynthetic process. Lineage: Eukaryota; Metazoa; Arthropoda; Insecta; Hemiptera; Delphacidae. The record is from RefSeq and is a predicted model, not a curated record.